This is a messenger RNA of Malania oleifera, 1885 nucleotides long. Its product is annotated as RNA polymerase II degradation factor 1-like. NCBI's taxonomy places the organism in Eukaryota, Viridiplantae, Streptophyta, Magnoliopsida, Santalales, Ximeniaceae. The record is from RefSeq and is a predicted model, not a curated record. Bases 582 to 1550 code for a protein of 322 amino acids. The transcript has 3 exons.
AAUCCGUAAAACAAAAUCAUCAGAAGCACCAUUUCGUAAAAACCCACACCUAUAAAAACCCCCCCCUUUCUUCCUCUUCUCUCUCACUACGUUAUCUGCAAGCCCUUCGUCAUUACCCUUUCUCCAUUAACGCACCAAAUUCAUUGCGUCUCAUACCUUCUCCAGCCUCCAAACCCUAGCCCUUCAAUCACCAACUCCCUCUCGUUCUCUUUCUCUGACGCUAAUAGUCUUCAUCGAACAGCUGAUCCCUCGGAAUCUUCGAAGUUUUGUGAAAUUUUGGAUAAACUUCUUUCCGUCUUGAAUUUUGCAGGAAAAGAAUUUGUUUUCGAAAGUUUAGAGUUGGGUUUAUAGUAUUUUUCGUUUUUUACUUUUCAAUAAAUUUGUUCUUCAUAUUUUCUAAUCCCGACAUAUAUACAAAAAAAUCGAAACCCCAACAGUCGGAAAGUGUUUUCUUUUUGGUAUUCGAGUUUUCUGAAGUAAUUGAUAAAUUUCAGUUUAGCGCUGGAAGUUUUAAGAGUUUAUAGUUUCUGCCCGCUCGGGAGCUUUGUUUUGUUCGAUCGCAUCUGUGUUUUUCAAGAGAAAUGGUGGGAGGUGGAAGCAGGAGGGACGAGGGAUCGCUCGUGAUCAACAACACAAACGUGUUUGCGGCGCUUGAGACUUUGAGGAAGAAGAAGAAGUCGGAUAAGGAACGAGGGUCAUCCAAGAGUAGCAAGACCUCUUCCUCAAAGACUCGCGUGAAGGAGCCGGAGCCAGAGCCGCCAGUGUACUGGGCUCCUGCUCCGCUCAAAGUGACCUCGUGGGCUGAUGUUGACGACGAUGACGACUACUAUGCCACCACUGCGCCACCCCAGUCCAUCUGGGGUUCUUCAGAACCCCCUCAGCAGACUAAUCAGAGCCAAUCUAAUGUGGAGGAGAGUGAAAGUGAAGAAGAUAUUCUCGAUGAGGGUGAUGAUGAUGUUGAGGAAGAGCAUGACCAUGAACCGGAGGUUCCGGUACACCCUGAACCAGUGAUACAGAAGCCACCUGAAGUUCCUUUGGCACCUAAAGAGGCAGAAAGACAGCUUUCAAAGAAGGAAAGGAAGAAAAAGGAGCUUGAAGAACUGGAGGCCCUUUUGGCUGAUUUUGGAGUUUCCCAGAAAGAGAAUAGUGUCCAAGUUGAGUCCCUUGGUGCUGCCCAAGAGAAGAAAGAUGAGGAGCCCAAUGGAGAUGAUGGGAAGAAAGAAAAUGCUGCCUCAGAGUCCAAAACUGCAAAAAAGAAGAAAAAGAAGGACAAGCCUUCCAAGGAGGUGAAGGAAACCUUGGAUCAGGCAAACAACUCUGGUAAUGGGCCAGAUGAAGUUGCUGAAACUGAACAAGCUGAAGAAGAUGCAGCUGCGGUUGAUGUGAAAGAGCGGUUGAAGAAAUUAGCAUCUAUGAAGAAGAAGAAAUCUAGUAAAGAAAUGGAUGCUGCUGCAAAAACCGCUGCUAUGGAGGCUGCAGCCAGGAGUGCGAAGCUUGCUGCAGCAAAGAAGAAAGAGAAAAAUCAUUACAACCAGCAACCAGUGCGGUAAAAACCCCUUUUUGCAACAUAUGUGUGAACAUGCAUCCCUCGUUCAUUUUCUGGUGCAAAAAUAAUCAGCAGAUUCUGGACAACUGAUAUCAUGAAAAGUAACCUUAAGAAGUAUGUCUGUGGUUGUUGCUUGGAGGAUUUUUAUUUUGGUUUUCUUGAUCUUUUUUUUUGCUCUUCAAUUAUCAUGUGAGUAUCAUUUAUGAUAGUUUUACUCGUUGAAAAAUCUUUCUUGGACGGUAGAACUUUUACAGCACCAUGUAUUAUAGUUGUCCUUUGAUUGUGUUUUUUGCUAUGUUAUUGUUUCUUUCAAGUUAUGGAUGGAGUGAUGGACGCUAA